UCUAGUGUUGGUAAAUGUGCCAAUAUAUUGGUAAAAGAAAACUCAUGAAUUGGUCUUAUGGUUCUUUUCAAAGGCGAGACUUAAUUGUCUGUAUUAAUUAGAUUAUAAAUGUAUAAUGUAUUAUAAUAGUGGAAAAGUUUUCAAAGUUUUAAGUUGUAAAAUACUGAUGAAUCAUACUCGACUUGGGAUUUGCAAGAGUAAGGAUCUCUGGAUUCCCACAAUGACAGCUCAUAGAUCUCGUCUGCGCAAUGAAUGGUGAAGCCAGGUGUGGCGGCAAUCCUCUCUUAAAAUUAGUGCCCAGAAGAACCCUGGUAGCCAGACAUAAUGAUGACCUGAGUGCUGGACUUGACAGUCGCUGAAAUCUUGUGGCUUUAGCUAUCACCAUUAACAUGGGAAUUACUUUGUCUAAAAGCCCCCUUUCAUAAACCAAUCAACUGUGAUGGAUGAAGUGGAUUCCUCCACAAACUGGCUCUCCGCUGAUGAGGGCCAGGGCCGGACAAUAUGGCCUCGAAGCCAUACAACUUCCACCCUGUCAGCCUCGCUGUCACCUUCAUCUUCAGCGCCAUUAUUACCAGCAUCAUCAAUCUCACACACACCAUUCACCAUGCCGGCUCGACAACUUGAACAUAAGUUUGCUCCAAACUCGACAGUAACGCUGGAUUCAGGAUUUUUAAAGCAGCUAACUUACGGUUCGCGUAUACACACAAGAUCUCACAUUGAUACUCUGUCUGACUCUUCAAAACCAUGUGAACCACCGAGCUCCUGUCCUGAUACAGGCUACAGUGGCCUGACUGACUCUCUGUAUCCUGGAUUUCCCCAUGACCACGGGCCAGUCAGCCUCCCUAGCCCCCUGCUGUCUCUCAGCUCUGACUCUGCAUCCCUUCUCGACUCCCUCUCCAGCUGCAGCACAUCAUUCUCUCUUGCGUCACAGGAUUCAGGAUUUGACGAAGUAGAUGCACGCUUUCCCAAUCCGUCAGGUUUAACCAAUUCUAUGGAUAGUGAGCAGAGCUCAGCAAUAUUAGGCAGGACUUAUACCAUCUCGGGGAAUUCUUCUUGGAACCUUCCAGUAAAAAUUACUGAUGACCAAUCAGCCAAUAUGCGACAAACCAUGGAUAAUUACCAAUCUUCAAAGGGAGGUCAUUCAGAGAGUAUUCAGUCUACAAAGGGAAGUCACUCUUUAGAAAGUCACUAUUCCACAAAGGGAGGCUACUCAGUCCAGAAUCCAGGCAGUUACAGGGAAAGGCGGAGUAGUGGUUCCUCAGACUGGGGUGGUUUUGACAGGAAACAGAAGUACAAUGUCAUUAAACCAGCCGAGCUCUCAUUCCUGUUGAAAAAUGGCCUUGACAAGUACUUGCUGAUCGACUGCCGAUCUUUCCUGGAACACAACACAUCUCAUAUUCAACAGUCGUCAAACAUUUCAUGCACGAAGAUCUUAAAACGACGUCUUCAGUCGAAUAGGAUCUCAGUGCGAGACUUGUUAGUGCAGACAUGCCACGUGGAGGCUGACGACUUCUCUGAUGUCAUCGUUUACGAUCAGUGUACAGAGAAUCCUGCGCGCCUCACCGAUGACAACUUCCUGUCCGUGCUUCUCGACAAACUGGCCGACUCCUUCGACUCUGCAGCUCUGCUGAAAGGCGGGUUUCUGGCGUUCCAGACAAUGUAUCCAUCGCUGUGUGAGAACAAGACCAGCAGCUACCGUUGCGCUGGGCUGACCUCCCUCUCCCAGCCGUGUCUGCCCGUCUCGAACGUGGGCCCCACCCGUAUCCUGCCCUUCCUGUAUCUCGGUUCCCAGCAAGACGCACUCUCCAAGGAUAUCACGCAGGUGAACGAGAUCACAUAUGUUUUAAACGUCAGCUCGAAUGGGUUGAAGCCGGACCAUAUUCCUGAUGGCCACUUCCUGCGCAUCCCCGUCAACGACAACUACAGCGCAAAGUUGAACCCGCACUUCGAACAAGCCUUCCAGUUCCUGGACAAAGUGCGGGAGGCAAAUGGAUGCUGCCUGGUCCACUGUCUGGCGGGAAUCUCCCGUUCCCCGACUCUCGCCAUCGCAUAUAUUAUGAAGCACCUCAAUAUGUCCUCUGAUGACGCCUACAGAUACGUGAAGGACAAAAGACCCACGAUAUCACCAAACUUCAAUUUCCUGGGACAGCUGUACGAGUUUGAGAAACAUCUGAAACGAGAGCGUGAACUAAACAACAAUGGCGCAGGGGAGAGCCCGGGAGAUCGGGCCUCUGACCCCUGGGUCAUGCCCUCCCCCACUUUCACCCCCAAUCCCCUCAAUGUCACAAGCAAGCGGGGCUUCUCCCUCUCAAGUGACUGUCUGAAAACUCAGGGCAUGUCUCAAAGUUGUAUUCCGGACAGAAAAGUGGUUCUUGAGAGACCCUCUGGAUUUUCUAUGAAGAAAUCGUCCUUUCAUUUAUCUUAUAAGAGUUCGAGUGAAAAUGAAAAAGAACUCAUUAGCUCCUCAGCUUCUCAAGCUGAUCGGAGGGAAGUCCACAAUCGACCUUGUGUUCUUAACUUAGGGCUGGACCUGCCCUCCCGACGCGUGCCUUUGUCUCUUAGUAAGGGGCGAGAAGGGACCAUUGCGCCCUCAAAAUCCCUCUCGGACAUAAAGGAAGCUUCAGAAACCCCCUCCCCUAUUGUAAACUCAAAAUCACAGGAAAAUGUGCAUACUACCUCAUUUAAACUGUACACAGAAUCAGAGAGUUCGAAAGAGCUCUUGUCUCCAUUUCCUUGUGGAGAGACAACCAUACCUACAAAGUCACCACUGGUCACUGAUGCUGACCGAGUACCAUAUUCAGGGACAAAAAACAAGUCUACAAACCUCUCAGAAUAUUCAAGUGUUGUGAAAAUUGAAAAAUCAAAACAUUGGACCUCAAAAAGUGCAACUACAUCCUCAUUAUCUAGUCAUUUGGAAUCAAAAUGUUCAUCAGAUUCCCAGAAAGUGCCGAAGACUACACGCCCCCUGUCUCUACAGAGCCCCGUGAGACCGGGAGGCAAGAGACCCAUAAGGAACUCAUUAACCCUCCCCCUUUCCCCGGUGUCAACGUCAGACCUGUCACAGGGGUCGGAAACCGAUUCCCCUGAGUCAGGUUCUUUCGGGAACUUUGAACCGUCUGCUUGUAAAAUUGAACGAAAGUUGUGUUCGGUGCCAAGUUCUCGGGAUUUACGACACAUAGGAAACAUUCCAUGUUUUGUGCAGUCUGUUGCUUCUGCCAGCACUGUGACUACAACCCAAACGGUGAAACUGAAGUCGUUCAGCUUGUCGGCCUCACUACCCCUUUCCCUGAUGGCUCAGUCCCCAACCACCUCACUGGCCAGGCUCCACUUCGAGAGUGCAGAAAACAGUGACAAUGAAUCUGAUAGUAACAAAAUGGACAUUGAACAAGAGGAUUGUACUCAAUCUUCAGAGCAUGGUCAUAAAAGAAUGAGUCGAAAAUCGUUAAACGACAGCUUGGAAAGACUUAGCAGUUUCCCAUCUACCUCUCUUGAUAAACUGAACUUCACACCAUGUUUGUCGAGCUCAAAUGAAAACCUAUUGUCCAGUAGUCCUUCCCCACGUACAUCAGGGGUCAAGCGACCUCUGAACAUGGACAUUGCAGAUAUAAAGGACUCUGAAGCCUCGUGUUCCUCAGCUGGUGGCAGCACUGCAUCGUCACCCACAUCCUCCUCUGGGCUGAAGACAUCUGUGAGAAAACGUGACGGGCGGGGCAAGCGCCCCUCGGUCCGACCAAAUAGUAUAGCUUUUUCAUCAUAUCCGACCUUUGACAUUGGCUCAGAAGGUCAGGAUUCGCCACAUUCAUCGUGUAGUUCAGCUUCUCAGGACGACACGUCGGACAUGUAUGCACAGAAUGGGAAAAAGUUGAAACCCUCCGAAUACAUGACUGAUGUACGAUUUAGACUAGGACGUUACUCGGAACGUGAAGUGUACAGACAAAUAACGGCUGCAAUGGAAGCUGCAAUGAUGAAGUCUCAAUCGUUUGAAGCCACUCGCAAGUCCCGUAGCCUCGAUGACAUUCUAAGCUCGGAAGAUGAUAGCUCCGCCCCAAAUUCUCCGAAGGUCAGCAGGCUGAGUGUAGCACCAACGUCAAUGAUUUAGUCAUGCAGCUGCUUCAACAACAAUACCAACAACAACAACAACAACAACAAGAUGAUAAUGAUAAUGAGGAUGAUUGGGAUGAUGGCCUGCUUGCUACAGAUAAUAUGGAGAUGACCCAUGACAAAAGAUAGUUGUUUCAUUCAUUGAAAACACUGUGAUUCAGGGCUUAAGAUGAAAGUUGAUAAAUUCUGAUAAUGUUGUGGAAAUAAACUAAAUUGUUUUAUUGUUAUUGGUACAUUUAGGGGUAUUUAAAAUGAAGGAUAUGGUUUACUUGCCAUUUGAACUUAAAAUGAUUUCUAUUUCUACAAUCAGGGCAAGAAAGAUUUUAAAUUUAUUAUCAAGCAUUCUUUAAGAAUCUUAUAAGUAGAGAAUGACAAAAGGUUCAUUUUAAAACAAUUUAUGUGAUUAAAAAACUAGGGUAAUUUAAAGAGGGUAAAAAAAGAAUAUAAUUACUUAGAAUAUCUUGAAUAUUAAAUCUGUACUAACUACCAAAUACUUAGCACAGUAUUCAAUAAAAAUGUGAUCAAAACUUGUAGGACACCAAUGCAAUUGACACCCAUGAGCAUAUUUAGUUGAAUGUUAAUAUGCAGGGGCGUAGCUUGACUACCUUUGAUGUUAAGAUAUUCCUACAGGCAUUUUUUCUCAUCCUACUGUUUGCAAAUGAACUUAGCAUUUCAAGUUCUUGAUACAUUAAAUGAUCAUGGCUUUAAAUGCCCCAAUCCAAACGAGUGAAUUUCAAAUCAAGUGCAACAUCAAUAAGCCUUCGGUUGCCUCACCACAUCAAAGUGAACGGACUGCAGUCAUCAGCGAUUUGGCAUACCUGGUGUACAAUGAUGUAACACCUUAAAAUUACUGCUAUAGAAGCGGGCUCAUUUCCCCAUAGAGCAUCCAUACAUGUACAUCUUGCAUUGGUUUCACUUUAACUGACCAAAUAAAUCAUUAUUAUUAUUAUAUAAGCUUUAAAUUACACUUACAAGGAUGGCACUGUAACAAGUAAAUAUCUUCGAAGUGCCAAAAACUUAACGUUCAAAACCGUUUCUGGGGCAGUACAAAAUUAAUGGACUCUGCAUUGCAAAAUGACAUUAUGAGCUCAAUUUUGAAUUUCAGGUGAUGAGUAUAUGCUUUGCUGAGUUCAUUUGCAUACAGUUGUAAUUUGUGUUUCAAACCAAAAUGUCUGUGUCACUGUUUUUGCCCAUAUCAUGAGCAAACUACCACUGUUCAAGUAUUAUAAAUGUAGUGAUAGGAUUAUGGAAACCUUCAAUGGGCGGGGUUUAGAGAAGAGCGGGACCAUUUAACUUCCAAAGGCAGGUAUAACAUUGAAAUCAGGCAAGAAAAUAAUCCAUGUGUUGUGAAUUGUUUCCUAUACUUAUAAUAAACUUUUUUUUUAUGAAAUAUCAUCCUCCUCUGUUCUCUUAAAGGGACUUGCUCAUGUUUUUGGACCGAUGAAUUUUUUUCACCAUUACGCAUCUGAAAACACUGAUAUCAUAAUUAAUUUACUUAAAUUAAGUGUAAAAAAACUCUGUUUUAAUGGGGAGCAAAACAAUGCUGAUACAGUCAAAAAAAAAUAGUAAACUGACAACAAAACCACUCACCCACGAGGACUCUUACACAAUAAGGAGGAAUAAUUUAACCUUGAAGCCUUUUGUUGAAAAGCUUAACAAACCCUUUUAAAAAUCGUGGACUUCAAAGACAAUAUUUGAGCAUAUAUCAACAUUUGUUAAAGAGUUCUUUAAGUUUUAACAAUCCUAAUGAUUUGCCUGACUUUAUUUUGCAAUAAAAGAGUGCAUGUUACAAAACAUGAGCGAGUCCCUUUAAAAUAGAGACUUAUCUAAAAACAUGAAAAUUAUUGUUGCAAAUGUUCAUUUACUUGAAAUAUUGUCAUUUUUUUAUCUAAAUGAAUUAUUUUUAAUUAUUUAUUUAUACCAUACAUUGGUUCAUUAUCAUAUAAUUAAACAAAUACAUCAUGUCUAUAAUUGAAAUGUAUCGAUGCACUCACAAAUUUUUUCUCUUAAUAUGUAUCCAUCUCAUUAAUUAAUGAUGAAUAAUAAUAAAAUUUCUAAACCUAAAACUAUUUCUAGGACACCAGUAUGAUUAACAAAUGCGGAAAUGGAAAAAAAAGCAUUUAAAGGAGUGAUUUAUUUAUUUUGCAUAGAAAUAUUUUUAAAAAAUCUGUGAUUAUUGUGGUCCUAAGUAAACUAUAUAAUUUUGUUUGCUCCGGUCUUUUUCAGACACACUAUUACAAUGAAACUGUAAUAUGGAAAAUAUACUUUAGUUUUGCGUUCGACUUUUUCCUUGCCUUUGUUAUUGCUUUACUAAGGAGGUAAUAGAUAAUUUUUGCUUUCUCAUAUUUAUUAGCAUAAGAUUUGAUUCAACCACCCUUACGGUAAUUACCUACCUUUUUUAACCAAAGACGAAAUACAUUGAGUCCAAGUCAGUUGUAAAGGGUUAUCAAAUUAUUAGUAAAUCUUACAAUUGAUCGAAGAGUUAUGAAAUAUAUCUGGGUAGUUCAGCAUCAUGUUAUGUAGCUUGUCUUAUUGAAAUAUGGUAGUUAUCGAUGUUUUAAGUUUAUAAAAUACAUACAUGAAGUUCAUGAAUAUUAAUGAUCUAGGCAUGAAUUUUAAUGAGGUAGGUGUGACUAUUAAUGAUGUAAGCAUGAAUAUUAAUGAGGUAGGCUUGGCUUUCCGAAACUAAGGUAAAUGCCAUUAUAUACUUAAACGAGAGGCUCUCUGAGUUAUUUAUUUUAUUGUUAUUUUUUAAAGUCAAGUGAUAAAAUGAAUGUUGAUACAUUGAUUUUGAAUUCAAUUUAUAUUUAUUUUAUCUAUAUAUAGUUAGCUGUUAUUGUCUUUGUUAGAAUUUAUUCAACCUGUUCCUGGUUUUCUUUGCGUAUAAACCUCAGGCUAUAACGUGACUAGUUGUAAAAUCUCGUUAAGGUAAUUCGAACCUCAGAGAUUUUGUUGUAUAGAAAGAGUUAAAACUUUUAACUUGGCGAUAAAUUGAAAAAUAAAUAUUAGUACCGGUUAUGUGUUUCAAUUCUAAAAUAUAAUAUCAUGGAGCUAAAUAAUCGUUUUCAAAAAAUUCUCUAUUACAUUAAAGACAUCCAAAAUCCUGCUUGGAAGUUGAGCUAUAAGUGUUACUAUCUGAGAUAUCUUGUCGACUAACUACAAUCCUUUCAACUACGUAAACUCACCAUUUAAAUGAUCAGGUUAAAAGGAAACAUGACUAUGUAGAUUUUUUUGCGACUUUUACUACGACUGAGAUUCGAAUUACCUUGAUCAAUCUUGUGAUUUGUUUAUGCCCCUUUAAUGUUUUAGAUGGGGUAAUGUUAGAUUUAUUACCUCAUCAGUUGUCAACGAAAUAUAGUUGAGUUAUUGUCAUAGCCAUGUUGUCAUCAGCAGCGACAACAACGUUGUCCUGCAAAAGCUUUGAAGUUGGAAACUUAACAUGGAACUUGGUGCAUAUGCUCACCAUUACUAUAUCGACAGGUUGAGCAAGUUCCAAAACUCUGGCUAAAAGAUUUGUAGAGUUAUGCAGCAUAUACAUCAAGUUGAUCAGCCGAGAAAACGGACGGGCGGUGGCAUCCAUCUCCGGUGCCCUGGUAAUUAGCAAGCACUUAUUCUCCUGUUUUUCUCCUUCAACUUGCAUUUAAAAGAUGAAUAGUUAAAUCUUAGAUAUUUCUGUGUUAUUGUUGUUAAAAUGAAUUGAUUUGGAAAAAGGGGACUUAACCCUGCAUUAUGCUUUAAAACUGUUGACAAUUAAUCAUUCGUAAAUCAAAGUUAGUUACAUUCAUUUACAAGUGUUAUUUUUGACAGUUAAUUUUCUAUUCUACCUCAUGCAAAAUCAUUAUAUGUUGUGGAUUUAGAAUUAAAACAAUAAACCUUGUGAAGUAAAGGAAGAAUUGCUUGUUAUUUGGGAUAAAAAAAGAACUACGAAAUAUUUAUCAGGCUUUAAGCUGCACUUUCUCAGAUUGACAGUUUUGUCAUUUUUUUUAUAAAUUUUUUGUUUCAGAAUCAGCUGGUUUUAGUAUCAAUGCCUUCAAUUCAGUCAUAUAAGAUUACUCACAAUAUAAUAGAUUGCAAUUGUUCGAAAUACAACCGGAAAUUUCACUUUUCUUAAAGCGUUAUUAAUGCUUUUAGCCAUGAAAAAUCAGUUUUCGACCAUAACUAUGAACAACUGCAAUCUUAUUUUAAAUCAGCCAUCUGAUAUCGCUGGUUUUGAGAGUUUUACACAAAAAUUGGCUCAUUCCAAGACAAAAAAAUAUAUAAAAAGUUGUCAAAACGAUUAAUCUAUGAGAGAGGGGCUUUAACUAACAUUAACAAAGAACCAGUUGUGAAAUUACAAGUUAUCUGUGUUAAUUGCUAAAACUAGAAUAGUAUUAUGUUCCUCAACGAGGGUGUAACCCCUUCCCCCUUUUUGGUACGCAGUUUUCAGGGACUUUUGUAAUGAGUACUCAGGACUGAAGAGGGUGGUACCCAGUACUCAGAAACUAAAAAAUAUGCAUUAUUUGGUACUCUCACUCUCAAAAUAGUUUAAUAUUAUUUGUGACGCAAAAUUCAGGUAGAAAAUGAAUGAGUAUUCAGUACACUAGGGGGAGGGGGUUACGCCCCCAUCAGAAUCAUUACAAACCAUUUUUCAUGUAUUUAUAACAUAAUUGUUCGUUUUUACUGUGACAACAUUACUCUGACUGCAAUUGCAGAUUUUAUUAAAACGAUUGUGCAAUAUGACAUGUUUUUUUAAAUGUUUUGAUAUUUCCUUAACUUCAUCCAAAUCAAACCCAUUUCAUAGAUUACUAUGUUGACAUAUCAUGUGAACCCAAUGUGUUCCGCCUUUUGAUUGGAUAGUGAAUUCUGGCGCUUCAGAUAAUGUUGACCAGUAAGUGAAAAAAGAAAAAUUGCAAAAUUCUACUAGUUUUGUACUUAUUUUUUUUGGGGGGGGGUUGACUACUUUUUGUGCACUACUUCAUCCAUGUAUGUGUACAAUGAAAUAAAGAGGUUGCCAAAUGCAACUUGUACAUGAACAUGUAUGUAUGGACUACUUUUUGUGCACUACAUCAUUCAUGUAUGUGUACAAUGAAAAAGAAUAGUUGACAUAUGCUACUUGUACCUGAAAAUGUAGACUACUUUUUGCGCAAUCUAACAUUAUCAAUGUGUACAUUACACAAGUCUAAAAUAGCACUAGGAAAGUAAUUUUUGCAACUCUCAGCAAGUCUACAAGUACAAAUUUCAAGAGUUUUUGCAAAAAAAAAACACAUUUUUUUUAACUUAGCUGCAACUUUUAGCUGUAAAUGUAGCUACACAGACAAGUUACACAUAAUCAUCAUGUUACUUAACCAACCUCUCCGAUGUAAUCCUAAUAAAAAUAAAAUAAAUUUUCAGAACAACAUAUAUUUUCACUAUCCCGACAUUAUUGAAGGUCAUUAUGGCCAGAAUUCACUAUCCAAUCAAUUUGAAGUACCCAUUUACUUAUGAACUUUCAUUGGUUUAAUAUUUAAUCAUUAUGUCUCCAUAUAUUGUCACUGAUACUUGAAACCUUUGUUUGUCCGUUUGUAUUACAUAACAAUAAAUUCUGUUAAGUGUU
Mya arenaria is the source of this 9673-nucleotide messenger RNA. RefSeq lists its product as uncharacterized. The coding region runs from base 440 to 4099 and encodes 1219 amino acids. The record is from RefSeq and is a predicted model, not a curated record. NCBI's taxonomy places the organism in Eukaryota, Metazoa, Mollusca, Bivalvia, Myida, Myidae. Gene Ontology annotation, cellular component: cytoplasm. The transcript is spliced from 9 exons. Gene Ontology annotation, molecular function: MAP kinase tyrosine/serine/threonine phosphatase activity; protein tyrosine/threonine phosphatase activity. Gene Ontology annotation, biological process: negative regulation of MAPK cascade; protein dephosphorylation.